GAGCGCCCCCCGCGGCGUGCCACCCCAAGCACGCACUUGGCCUGCUGGGGCCUGGAGCCAGCCCUGGACAUUGCUAUGCAAAUAUGAAGAGCCAGAUAGACAUUAUUAUUCCUCCCCCUGAGCACCCGCUAGCUAAAAAAGACUCCAACUUUCUUCUUAACCAAGUGUGCUAUCUAGGGUGACAGAUAUCCCGAUUUUAUAGGAAGAGUCCCGAUAUAUGGGGCUUUUUCUUAUAUAGGCUCCUAUUACCCCUGACUCCCUGAACCGAUUUUUCACACUGGUCAGCCUAGUCAGACAGCAAAUAUGAAAAAUCGGGACAGGGGGUGGAGGGUAAUAGGAAAAGACCCAAAAAUCGAGACUGUCCCUAUAAAACCAGGACAUCUGAUCACCCUAUAUCGGCCCCUGUGUUCAGUGAAUACCUGCUGCUCCCAUCCCUGAUGGUCCCACUUGUUCACAUACAUCCGUCACACGCUGACUCCUUGUCAACCAGGGGCAGGUUCACAGAGCUUUUCACCCGCCUGUGGCGGCGCUGCACGGCCCCCGGCGCCCCACACCGAACCCUGGGCUCUAGCUUCAGCUUCCUACUAGUUCACUGCAUGGGAGCCCGGCGCCCGCUUCCCCGGGGCGCGCCGGAGCCUGAGGGGAGGGCGGCGACCCUGCGCGUUGCGGCGGUCAGGCGCGGGAGGGCAGCGGAGGCACCCCCUGGGGCGCGCGCGGAACGACUUGCGUUGACUUUCCGCGGGGGCGGGGAGAAGUGAGUCGCUCGAUCGCCACGUAACGAAGCGCAUGUACAGAAGCGAGUAAGUUUGAGCUGCCACAGCCUCCGUAGUUUUCGCGACGUGUUUUCCUCGUUCUGUGGAAUUCCGUGUCCGUUCCUGUCAGGUUUUUAUGGACGCCCUCCCGGCCGUGCUGGGCGCCGCUGCCCUGUUGCUACUGCUGCUCCUCACUGCGCGGCUUCUCCUAGCGAGGCGGAACAGCAGCCCCCGGACAGCUCCCCUCAGCCUCUUGGUGGUGGCCGGCUCCGGAGGACACACAACAGAGAUCCUGAGGUUACUCAGCAGUUUGUCCCAGUCAUACUCUCCUCGACAUUACAUUUUUGCAGAUUCAGAUAAGAUGAGUGAAGAUAAAAUACGUACUUUUGAACAAAAAAGAGCUGAAACUUUCUCCAAUUCCCAGUUCACCCUUAAUCGUAUUCCCAGAUGUCGGGAGGUGUGCCAGUCUUGGAGCUCUUCAGUACUGACAACACUGUACUCCAUACUUUACUCCUUUCCUUUGACUUUCAGACUAAAGCCAGAUUUGAUAUUAUGCAAUGGACCAGGAACAUGUGUUCCCAUCUGUAUAUCUGCCCUUCUUCUUGAGAUACUGGCACUAAAGAAAGUUAUCAUUGUGUAUGUGGAGAGCAUCUGCCGAGUGGAAACUUUAUCCCUGUCUGGAAAAAUUCUUUACUACUUUUCAGAUUACUUCAUUGUUCAGUGGCCUGCUCUGAAAGAAAAAUAUCCCAAGUCUAUAUAUCUUGGUCGAAUAGUAUGACAACAAAAGGCAAUUUUUAUUUAUAAUGAAUUCACAUUUCUACAGGUAGCUCCUCUUUACAGUUAAAGGAUAUUUAUUUUUUCCACAGGUUCUUGAUUUGAAAUUUACUGGUUGUUGCAAACCAAAUGUGUAAGUCAAACAGCCAAGACUUGAAAGCAGACUGCAAUAAAGAGUUACAUUAAGAAAAAAACAUUUCUGCAUACAUAUUUAUUGCCAUCAUGUGAAUUUAUUCACCAGCUUCCCUUCACACUUGUAAGGGAAUAGCAUUGAAUCUUCCCAGUGCCUGGUUUCACCUAAUUGUCUUGUGACACAAACAGGAAGAUGUGUCUACAAAUAAAUAUGAGAGUUUGUCAAUUGUGACAUUUCCUAUAAAGGAUACUUUCUGUAGUAUUCUAAAGGGUAAGAAACAUGGUCUUGUUUUAAUACAACAGACUGUUUCCUGUAUGCAAGCAGCAAAGUCCCUAGCGAAUCUUUGGAAUAUAAAGAAAAUGGUUAUAUUAAGUAGGUUUUAUUACAAUUAGCACUCUACAGUCUUCCAAAACCUUGGACAUUAAACCAGCAUAAUUUUUCCUCUUGAUUUGUCAAAGCUGCUCCUACUAUCCAAAAACAUACCUCUUGUUUAAAUUAAGAUAAAUAAAGUGACAAACAUCAUGAGACAGAUGCAGUAUUUGUAUAGUCAAAAGAUACAUGCUUCAAAAUGUACAUAAAAAUAUCCUUCGCAGCUUUACAUCACAGACAAAACUGUCACCGUGGAACAUUGAGCUGUUUUGGCCCAGUUUGCUGCCACAUGUGUAAAGACUAAAAUGAGUAUUAAUGAUGGUGACAGAAGUGGGGGGGAAUACCUCUCUCGCUUGGCGAAUUUGAUUUCUGUAUAUUUUGUUUUGUCUGUUUAAGAAAAGAAUCUCUAUUUCAGCAGUACAAUGCACAUUUAAUAAAGAAGGGUUUUUUUGUGGAAAAUGGCACUUCAUAUCAGGCAAAAUUUAAAAAUUUAUUUUGUGGGAGAAGGAAGUAUGUGUAAGUGUACUUUAGUCUUUCAAGUUCAUCUGACAAAAUGUAGUCUUAUACAAAGUUCCAUGCAUAAAGCAAUAUAAACAUCCGUCAUCUGUGUAUAUACACACACGUAUGUUUCUGGCUAGAGAAACACAUACAGGGAAGAAAGCUCAUAGAAGAGUGGAAACAGCUUCAUGGAGACUGUAUGAACUGACUACAAGGAGGCUAAGCAGCAGCUCCUCAAGCAACCAUGUGAGGAUAAAAUUCUGAGGCCUUUUCCACUACACCAGAGGUCAAAAAUGUCAUGGAGGUUAUUUUGGUAACUGGAGCAGGAAUUGGUUUGUUUCCACAGAAAUAGUGGUGCUACUUUUUGGAAAUAAAGGUGCGAAGGGACAUUUAACCUGUUCCCUGAAAAAAUGGUAUCCUGGUAUGCCAAGUCCUGUAUGAGUGCCAGGUGUUGUAUCCCAUCAGCAGGGUUAAUAAUUCUUAGCUGGGGUAGGAAUAUACUUGCAAAGAUUCCAUUAAUUUGGUCACAAAUGUGUUUCAGAACCCUCUAUAUUUUACAGGGUCUUAACAUGGACAAUGACUAACAUGAAAGGAAUGCCAAUGGAUUAGAGAUUUGUAUGAAGACAUCUUUAUGCAGUUUGUAUGAAUCACCACUUAGGUCCUUGAAAAUGACCUGAUGUGAAUUAUGCUGAUAUGUGUAAGUUUUUCCCUUACUAACUGGAAUGAGGACCAUGUUAUCAGGACUUUCUGCACAGUUGUAGAUUAGUAAGAAGGGAGAUGCUGUUUUAUUAUGGCUAAAACCACUUUGUUUUAUAGACGCAACACCUAACUUAUUCUGUGAGCUGGAUGGCACCCUCCACUGUAGUAAGGCACUCAAGUGGAGGGGGGAAAAGAGGGCAUAGGGACCCUCUUCCUCUACUCUCUCUAAAAACAGCAGUGCAGGCUCUCUCCCUAGAGCAGCAGUCCCCAAACUUUUGAUGGUUAUGCCCCCCCCCAUCCAUAUCAACCACCCCCCCAGGGCCAGGAGCAGGCCACAGCUCUAGGGUGAAUGGGGGGAAGACAUGGAUAGAGACUGGUAGUGGGGCUGGGGUCAGGCCAGGAUUGGAGCCAUUCCCAGGCUGGGGAUAGGGCCAGGUGUUGCGGUGGGAGUGAGGGAUGUGUCAGAGUGGGACAGGAGCAGAGCUGGGGGCAGGGAGUGGCUCGGUGAUACUCUUCCAUCCCCCCUCCCCCCGUGGGGGCUGGCCUAGGUCUUGCUAUGCCCCCAAACAUUCCUCCAUGGCCCCCAGGACUGUGUGCUCCAAACUUUGGGGACUUCUGCCCUAGAGCUUAAAAGCCCACAAAAGGACUCAAUGAAUGUUCCCUCUUAUGCACCAUGUCCUCAAGGCAGUAUGGUCUGAUGACCAGAGGAUAGGUUGUGUGCAUGUGUGUGCACACCACACACACGAUCAUGUACUGCUGGGGUCACAUGCUGUUCCUAUUUAGAGCAGCAGAAAACUGAACCCCACCACACCUCUGACAAGCUCACCCCAUGGAAUCCUCUGGUGAGUAGGAGUUGUGAAUUGGUGGGUGUAUUAUGAACAACCUUGUUCCGUUUCCAGCACUGCCCAGGGCAGGAUUUUGCCCUCUGUGUGGGUCAUCAAAUCCUGUUUGGAUGAACUGUGAGAGUCUGCCUUUAAACAGGACCAUAGUUUCAAACAAUGGUAUUCAUCUGCACUUUAAAUGAGAGUUCUUGGAAUUAAAGAAAAUCACUAGCCUCUCUCUACUUGAAAAUUCCCCUCUAAAUGCUCUGGUGUAUAAGAGGUUCACUCCAGGUUUUCAUGAAAAAUGAACUGCUUCAGUCUCUAGGCCAGAUGUUGAGGAACAUCAUCUUCUUCAAACUGCUUAAGACAAGUCCUUGCUUCCAGUUCAGUUGCCCAGCUUACAGGAGAGUCAUGCCUCCAGCUAUCUUGAAAAGAACAACAAAGGCUUUAGUAAAACCCUGCUGCACAGUAUCAGGAAUGUCCCAGAAGUCUAAAGCUAGAACUGCAUGAAGAUGACAGCCAGGAGGGGAAAGAUCCCAGCUUAACUUUGAAGCCUUCAACAGAGAUUGCUUUAGUAAUCAUACCAGCUCCAGCAAAGAGUAGUGUACAAAUCUUUUCAAAGAAAGACAAAAAACAAACCAAACACAAAACAUCAAAUGACUGUUCUAGUUCUCAGAAAACCCUGCAGAGCUGAAGUAUAUGAGCAUUCUCACCUUUUGUUUGUAGUACAUGGGUAUAACCAAACAAUUGUUUUUAAAGAGCUUGUAUCAGUUGUCCUACUUCCAUUAGUGCUGCCCCAUGACUUCAGUGGAGUUGAAUGAAGGUAACAGAGGAAAGUGUGCCCUAUUUGAUCUCAUCUUUAUAGAAAAGUAGUAUUCUUUUCAGAAAAGUAGUAUUCUUUUCAAUUACUGUCUUAAAUAGCUGUCUCUUUUUAAAAUUACUUAUCUGCCUAUAUGCUUGCUGGUUAGUAAUCAUCCAUGUAAGACCUCUGCAUCUUCUCUUAUGGAUGGGAGGGAACAGUAAAUUACUAUAUUCUGGUUUAGCUAAUGGGUUACAGAGAAGCAGACACAGCACAAUUUACAUUCUGUUUAAAUUAAGUAUGGGUGAUGACAUAUGCUUAGUGGCUGAAGCCAGUAUGUAUGAUAAACCAAAGUUAAUAAUAUGAAUAGCAGGUUUUGGAUUGAAGUAAUAAAAAGAGGGAGAGAGAGCAAACUAUAACAACAACAUUUAACCAAACUGGAAAAAGCCUAUUUCAGAUCCUAAUUAUACUUACAGUAAGCUCAAGGACAGAUUUCAAUAGAGAGUUUGGUAUAUUUGUAAAAUGGGUGUCACUUUCCCACCAUAAACCCUAUUUAAAAAAGAGUUUAUCAGGUCUUUGCGGGGGGGGGGGGGGGGGGAAGAGAAGCGGGAGAAAGGGAGCUCUAUAUGAGCUUAGCCUUCAUUCCUCAGUCAAGUCCCUUUGUGCUAUUUGCAAAAUUCAUCCAGAACUAAAGGCUUGAUUCUACUGUCCUUAGGCAAAAAUCCAACCAAAAAAUUGAAUUGAGGAGCUUCAGAAGUUUAUUCAAAACUGUGACCAAGAUGCAGUCUCAGGAAAGACUCCAAUGGAAGCCAGUGGGAAUUUUGCAGAAGUAAGGGCCUCAUAAUCAAGCCCUCAGUUUGAUCAUCAAAAACUGAUAUGCCAUCUGCAUGUGUACAUUACUGAUUAUCAAUCAGUGGGAUGUUUGAUUUAAAUUUCCAAGGCAAGAUUGAAAAAUGGCCACUUUAAGAAACUCAGUGUUUCAGAUUACAGUUCUGUUUCUAGUAUUGUUUAGCAAAUCAUUGGAAGAAAGUACAAAUACUUCAAACUUAUUACAGGGAUUAUUUGUGUGUGUGUGUGUGUACUUGUACGUACACGCAUGUGCAAUUGCCUAGAUUUGUACCUUGAGGUAAGCCGGAAGGUCAAAAUGGAGGCACCUGAGAAAAAUUAAGCGAAUAUGAAAUAGUGAAUGAACUUUCACAGAGUCUCUUAAAUUGAAGUGCUGUACACAGUAAAUGCCUGACAGACAUUAAAAUCAGAUUACACACUUCAUAAGUGUUAGGAGGAGUCAAAUCUGUGUUACAUUUUGUAACAAUCCAAUAAAAAUUAAAAGACUAUCAAAUUAUUCCUUUGUUUGGAGCGCUGUUGCAUAUUUUAAAAUGAAUGGAUAUAUGCAGUAAACAUUUCUCAGUUGUUUUUAGCAGCACUAUAAUUGUUCAAUAGCAUAGAUUAUGUUAGUGUUUUUUCAGUGAUGAGCUACUAAUCUGGACAAAUGGAUGAGUCUUCUUCAUCUGAGGGAGAGGCAAAUGGUAACCAAUCCAGAUGCAGGAUUUUUACAUUCAGGCAGUUUUCCUCUCUUUAUGCCCGUUUAAUCUUUCUCUGCUAAAAUGCCAGUCAUGAUGCCAAUUUAUUGCUCUGAAUUUUGGGAUGCAAAUACAGAAUAGAUGAGUUCACUAGAAAUUAGAGGCCACUGCACCAGUGGCACCAAACAGCAGUAUCAAAUGGUAAUGAUCUUCAGUCACGACUGUCUUGGACUGGAUUUGAAUUUAAGACCUAGAGAUAAAAGGCUGUAUCCCCAUUCUGAGUUCUGUAAGACAUCAAUUCUUUAGGGUAAUCUUAAUGAAAAUUUUUCACAAUUCAGAGCAAGUAGUAUUUAAAUUGUGGAAAAGUUGUGACAUCAAGGAUGUAUUGUAUGAAGUGACUACAACAGGAUCACUCAAGUUUAGCUAAUUAAUGGAACAGGAUCUGCACAUCGUGUUACGGGGGAAAAAAGACACCAAUUCAGAUACUUCACUAUGGAAAACAAAAGGGUUUUCAAAAUUGUGUGUUCAAAUAAAAUUUUAUUCUUUGAUGGUUUUGGCACUCAUGAAAAUUAAGAACUUCUAUACUGGUUAAAGCAAGUCAGCACAAACUGCAAGCUCACCUAAUGCAGCUCUGACUAACUGUUUCUCAUUCAUGGUCUUCAAGAUCCUUGAUAUCACAGUUCUGGCCCAGUUCUGCGUUGAGACUGGUGUUUGAGGUGGGUAAAGACAGCAAAAUGGAAGUGAUUUUGAUUGUCAGACAUAAGGAUUUGAACCCAGAUCAAUUCUGCUCUUCAUCAGCUUGCUUUGCUUCCUCACAAUAAGAAUGAUAAUCUUCUGACAGGAAGUGUGAGCUCAAGCUGUACUUUGCUCUAAGAUGAAUUCUGAUUCAGCACACCCUCGUCUUGAAUUCUUGUGCAACAUCCAGUUUCUUGUGAGCCAAAUCCAUGAUUUGUUUCUUACAAUAAUUUUAUGGGUGGUACAGAAGUUAUUAUUCAUCCCCAGCAACACAGUUUAUACACUGCAGUGAGUAUUGAAGGGCCAAGAGCAGCCAAAAUGCAGUAUAGAUUUACAACAGCUCUUAGCUUAGGAAAAAAAACAAAACAAAAACACAACACCUACAACCCACAACAACCCCCCCAUGCCUUUUCCAACUCAAACAAUGUAAACAUCACACUAUACAUUCCAUAAUCCUUAUAGUGCAAAUAUGAUUCAGUGUAAUAUUAUUUGUUCCAUAAAGAACUAAACUCUAAGAAAAAUUUAUAUAUAUAUUAUGCAGACACCCCUUUCUCUUGGUAUAUUCACCUGUAUUUGUUAUUAGUAAAUUUUUUAUUCUUAAUGAUGUCAAACAGACAUUAGAUAUCCACUGAUUUAGGGUAAGCUUUUUUUUACUCAGUGAAAACAUGGGAUCAUAUCAGUUUCCUGAUAGCGUUAUUAUCUUUGCUCAUACACAAACUUAGAGCUGGAAUGAAAGUGCCUGAGGUACCCAUCAUUUCUUUAAAUGAAUUUGGAAUGUGGAGCCAGAAGUGAUAUUUUGCGAGCCAUUCUGAAUAAAUAGUGUUACUUUGGUGUGUAAUAUUUUGAACAGUGAGUUGGUAGUACUGCUCAUAUCGUUUGGCAUUUCAGAGGAAUCAUAAUACAAUCCUCAUGGGUAAUAUAAUAUGCAUUUCAGUGAAUCUAUUGCAGAUUGCUAUCAAAGGCUCUAGCCAGUCUGCUUCUGAUAUUUCUGUAUCCAUGUCCUUGUGCCAAGCUUGAGGCAGAUGAUAGAUUUCAUCCAUAGCAUUUCAUAGGGAAGAUAUAAGAGUUGGAAAUCAAAUGUUUGUGAUAUUUUGUAUGUUGAAGGUGUAACUCUGUCUGUUGUAUGAAAUGAGAAUAAACAGCUGGAUCAAGAUCUGGUGUAGAGUCUCUUAAUUGUAGGGACAUGUGAAAUGGCUUUGUUUCUGUAUUUGUUUCUUAUGCUCUCUGAUCUUCUGAUCAGAGAGCAUAAGAAUAUUGAGGCAUCAUUCAAAAGGAUUAUAAUCCUUUUAUCUCAGAUUUUUUAAAGUGUAUUUUCAGCUGCAGGGUGAAAUUGAGAAAGAGUCUAAAGCAUUUUAAAGACUCAUUCCAUAAAGGACAGAAGGA
Molecule: messenger RNA, 8483 nt
Organism: Gopherus evgoodei (Goodes thornscrub tortoise)
Lineage: Eukaryota; Metazoa; Chordata; Testudines; Testudinidae
Gene: ALG14
Product: ALG14 UDP-N-acetylglucosaminyltransferase subunit
Exons: 4
Coding region: 889-1530 (213 amino acids)
Biological process (GO): dolichol-linked oligosaccharide biosynthetic process
Cellular component (GO): UDP-N-acetylglucosamine transferase complex
Source: RefSeq, a predicted model, not a curated record